AUGAAGCCCUCGGUUUACUUUUUAACCGUUUUCAUAGUUCUCCUUUUACCAACGGCGAUGCCUCACGACUACUCCGAUGCCCUUAGAAAGUCAAUCCUUUUCUUCGAAGGUCAACGCUCUGGUCGUCUUCCCAUACAACAAAGGAUGACGUGGCGUGGUAAUUCUGCACUCAACGACGGCGAAAACCUCGAAACCGACCUCGUUGGUGGUUACUACGACGCCGGAGACAACGUUAAGUUUCAUUUUCCGAUGGCUUUUACGGCUACGAUGCUUGCUUGGAGCUCUUUAGAAUUCGGAAGUUACAUGUCUCCGAAUGAUAUCGGACACAAUCUUGUUGCUCUCAAGUGGGCCACUGAUUAUCUGCUUAAGACCGUUUCACAACUCCCUAAUCGCAUUUUCGUCCAAGUAGGUGAAGCACAACCGGACCAUGAUUGUUGGGAGAGACCUGAAGAUAUGGACACACCACGAACCGCUUUUGCCUUGGAUGCACCACAGCCAGCCUCCGAUUUAGCGGGAGAAAUCGCGGCAGCUUUAGCAGCCGCUUCAAUCGCAUUCAAACAGUCAAAUCCUAGAUAUUCUAGAAUUCUGCUUGAUAAAGCCGUGAAAACGUUUCAGUAUGCGGAUUUACAUCGAGGUUCUUAUACCGAUAAUCUGGAUGUGAACCAAGCCGUUUGCCCUUUUUAUUGCAGUGUUAAUGGAUAUAAGGAUGAGUUGCUAUGGGGAGCUGCGUGGCUGAGAAGAGCGACCGGUGAUGAUUUUUACCUAAUGUACUUGGUGAAAAAUCGUCAAGUUUUCGGUGCAGAUUUCAAUUAUUUCGAGUUUGGCUGGGACAACAAAGUUGGGGGUGUUAAUGUUCUCAUUGCUAAGGAAGUAUUCGAAAAGAAUGUGACUGCGUUAACAGCAUAUAAAGAUACAGCGGAAAAAAUGAUGUGUUCAUUCUUGCCGGAAACACCCGGUCCACAUAUGACUUACACUCCCGGCGGUCUCCUUUACAAACGCGGAAGCACCCAGCUCCAGAACACGGCCGCACUUUCUUUCCUUCUCCUUACCUAUGCCGAUUACCUCUCUAAAUCCUCUCAGCAACUCAACUGCGGUAGCCUUAAAUUUCAACCGGAUUCUCUUCGCCGCAUUGUCAAACGUCAGGUGGAUUACGUUUUGGGAGAUAACCCAAUGAAGUUGUCAUACAUGAUUGGGUAUGGUGACCAGUACCCGCAACAGGUCCACCACCGUGGCUCGUCUAUACCGUCUCGUAUGGUUCAUCCUAAUGCCUUUGGGUGCGUACAAGGAUGGAGUAUUUUCUCAUCACCCAAUCCAAACCCGAACAUUCUAGUAGGUGCGGUGAUUGGCGGACCUGAUGUGGAUGAUACAUUUAUUGGAGGUCGGACAAAUGCUAGCGAGACGGAGCCCACGACGUACAUCAAUGCACCUUUUGUUGGUAUCUUUGCGUAUUUUAAAAGCAAUCCCGAGUUCUCUUGA
Molecule: messenger RNA, 1476 nt
Organism: Arabis nemorensis
Lineage: Eukaryota; Viridiplantae; Streptophyta; Magnoliopsida; Brassicales; Brassicaceae
Source: the annotation of a GenBank genome assembly